CAACAUUCCAUGGUCUUUUACUAAGGAAUUUUAAUUUGGGACUUUCUUUAGCUGCGCGGCAGAACGACUUUGCAAGCACUGCAUUGCGUUGUCAUUCCGUGGGUCAAAGUGGUGCGUCUAAGUGGGUGGCGAGCUUAGGAUAUUACGACUGAAUGUAAUGGGAAAAGGGACUUGACGUUUGACGCGGGUUUGCGACAACAGAUGGAAAGCAAUGACGAACUGGUCGGACGGGCCUCUCCUAUUGUUUCCUCGACAACUAACAUCACUUUCAUUGAAUUUCUUAUUCAAAAACUCACCGCAGCUUCCAACUAUCCUACAUUGUAAUCCAAUUCACCCGCAUCAACCUUUGUCCCCAAUCCCGACCAAGAUAGCCCGGCAUUUCGCAAUCCGACUACACUCAGCAUUCGACGUUCCACGCGAUCCUUCUAGUUGGUUCCUCCUUCUUUGACGGCAUCGACUUCCCUCGACGAUACCUAGCCAUCAACAGCGCGGAAUUGUGCAUGGUCAUCGCAAACUGAUUUGGAACCGCCUGGUCAAAAAUAAACCCGCCAAGACUUUCCCACAAUGACGGUCAAGGACGACGUUUAUCAUGCAACCGACCACUUGAUCCUCCCCAAGCCUCGACGCCGCUAUGGCACCAGUGUCCACCCCAGUCACUGGCAGUUACGUUCUAUGGUGGGCAUCGAGGACAACAACGUGGUUUAUUUUCCCGGAGGGAGGGACAGCACCGAGGUCCAGAGACUCAACAUCACAACCCAAGAGAUCGAAACCAUCAAGCGCCUUCCUUUUCAGCCUCGGUGUCUUGUCGCGCGACAUGGGUGGAUCUGCUGUGGUGGCGAGACCGGCGAGUUUACGGCGAUACAUGUCCGCGAAAGGACCCCUCAGAACGAUGCCAAUGCGCAGCUCAACACGGAUUCGGACGACCAGGUCCCCGGUCAGGAGCUACUGGACGAACUCAGCCGUGACUUGGACGACGAAGACUCGGUAGAGGUCGCGCGGGCGUUGGCUCGGGCCCAAAUCAUAACUGCUGCGCGAGGCAAUACCAAUAACGACAACAACAAGAACCUAUCUGUCACAAGCAAAAAGUUUGGCAAACAGCGGGUGAACUGCAUCACUUUGUGGUUUCCACCGACUUUGGUACCAGCCGCGGCAGGCGCAUACAACGAACCAGUUGCCGUUCUUUCAAACAACGACAAUUCCGUUGCGUGCGUAAGCUUAUGGGAAGAGGACGCCUUGGACGAGAUCACAUACCCGGACUGUGUCAACCGUGCUGUCAUCUCGCCCGACGGCCGGCUCCUGAUCGCCAUCAGUGACGAUCCCUAUCUCUACGUGCACGAGAGGCUUGAGAAGGAUGAGCCGUGGAUGAAUACGUACCGUUUGUCCCAUCGAACACAUCAAUGGGCUCCGCUGCGUAAAGUCCCCUUGAAGAGUCAAAGCAAAGAUGAUCGGUCGGAAAAUAGGGGGAGUUUUGCGGCAUGCUUUUCCACUACGGGGAGUUAUCUUGCUGUCGGAACUCAGUAUGGAAUUAUUUCUGUAUUUGACGUUGCGGCCUUCUCCGUCCCUGGAUUAGAUCCCCUCGUGACGACCUUCGGCUCGUCAAGGCCAAAUGCUGAGCUAGGCGCCAUCCGUGACAUGGCUUUUGCUCCCGGGUCCACGGACCUCCUAGCAUGGACCGAAGAUCGCGGCCAUGUCGGUGUUGCCGACCUUCGAACCGGUUUUCUAUCGCGCCAAAUCCUGGACCUAGACAAACGAGACGAUUACGACCACAUCACCAUAUCCGAUAGGAGCGCUAUCGACCCUGGCCUCCUUCUCCUCGCAGCAGCUCGCACCGAUGACAAUGAGGCAUCAGCAUCCGCUUCACCACCAUCUCGUUUGCGGGGUAUCGAUCUUCUUGCAGCCCUGGAAGCUCGACGGGAACGCUCAAACAGAGAGCAUUGGGAUCCGCUAGAGUCAUCUUCGUUUACUCCUCGUGAACUGGAGGUCCUUGACGCGAUUCGGGCAGAACGAAGACAACGAGAAGCCGCUACCUCGGGCGGAGGACCAACCACGACCGAAAGAAGAACUAAUACUUCGAUCUGGCGUGAUGAUCCGUCAUCCCGCUUAAGUGGAGCAGGAGCAGGAGGAGACACACAGCGGUCGUCUGGGAGUAGCGAGCAAUCCCGCGAGCGCGGCAGUGGAUUGAGAACUGCUCGCGAUACCAGGGACUUAUCUACCUACCGCGAGUACGCAGACUUACUUUACGGGAUCCAGCCUCGCGCAGCUACAUCGCUACGAGCUUCCGCCAGCACCAGCGGAGGUGCAGCCGGUAGUGGUAGCAGCGGUCGUGAUGGACGAAACUUGCGAGCAAGCAUAGCUGCAUUACGGGAAGCAACGGACGAAGCUAGCGCCGCGGACCAUCUUCGUGUCAUUGCCGCCAUUACUAGGUUAGACAGAGGAGGAGACCGAACGACGCACCCACCUACCCGACCCGCUGGCAGCGGUAGCGGUAUCAGCAGUAGCCAAGCCCAGACUGCUUCAGAAGCAGCAGCAGAGAGGCGAGCUCUCAACCUCUCCUCGCGCAUCAUAGCGAACCCAAGCUUAUUGUCUCCCACCAGCAGAAAUACCACGUCAAACACUAGUGUCAAUGCUGCAGCCACUCUGCAACAGCUUUACUACACCCUUCACCUCGAAGACACGCUCCCCUUUGACAGUUUCAGCAGGACACUGCCCGAUCUCGACUCCACCCGCAGGCUGCGCGGCGCCCAUGCCUCGCUGCGCGAGUGGGAUGAUCAUCCGACCAGACGGGCGUUUGGCGCGCUAUAUAUGAGUAGACGGGAGCCCGAUCCGCAUGAUACUGCGGGGUUGUGUUGGAGUGAGGACGGGAGGGUUUUGUUCGUCGGCGCCGAAGAUGGGAUCUACGAGUUCCAUGUGAAUCUUUUGCAGAGGAGUUUAUUUCCUAGUAUGGACUACCGUUAGGUUUGACGUUCUGGGAUGGUCCUGACUUUUGUUUGUUUUUUUCCCUUCUUCCUCUUUCGGGCGUUGUGUGCGGCUUGGUUGGUGAACUUGAUGGGAAGGGAAUAAGGCGUUUUCGGCAGAACUCAUUUCACUUUGACCCCUUUGGGGGUGAACAUGGACAUAUUACCUUUCGAUAAUAACGAACCACCAACCAACAUGGGACGACGUGGGACCGUGGGCGCAGUGGAAGAGGGUCUCUUCAAGUUGCUCUUGGCUAAAAUGGUGAUGGACUAUCAAGACGGUGACGUGCGGGGAAACAACUUCGAAAAGGUAUUAAUGAAUGAGGAUGUUUGAGGCUGGGCUUGGUUGAUUGAGAGCGGCUACAAAAUUGUUUGGGCAACGGAUAACCUGGCAGCAGCAGUUCAACAAAAGUAACCGAGUUGGGGAGAGAUUGAUAUGUAUGGUGUUAUCCAAAAUAGUUCUUAACUCCUAAACAGGUAAUUGAAUGCUUACAGUCAC
Molecule: messenger RNA, 3453 nt
Organism: Neurospora crassa OR74A
Lineage: Eukaryota; Fungi; Ascomycota; Sordariomycetes; Sordariales; Sordariaceae
Exons: 5
Coding region: 565-2955 (796 amino acids)
Molecular function (GO): protein binding
Source: RefSeq, a predicted model, not a curated record